Plodia interpunctella (Indianmeal moth) is the source of this 667-nucleotide messenger RNA. Its product is annotated as ubiquitin-related modifier 1-like. Gene Ontology annotation, biological process: protein urmylation; tRNA thio-modification. Gene Ontology annotation, cellular component: nucleus; cytoplasm. The record is from RefSeq and is a predicted model, not a curated record. Bases 266 to 592 code for a protein of 108 amino acids. The transcript has 3 exons. NCBI's taxonomy places the organism in Eukaryota, Metazoa, Arthropoda, Insecta, Lepidoptera, Pyralidae. Gene Ontology annotation, molecular function: protein tag activity.
AGAGGCGAUCUUUGCUCGUAGUAGGCUAGGCGGAUCACUGUGUCGUGUUAAAUCUGUUUAAAUUAUAUUCUUUUGCUGAACUGACAAACACCGAAAGUCGAAGUCAACAACAUGUCAAAACAUGUCAAAAUCUAAACAUAACCUAGAAAAAGCUUCUGAAAACAACAAUAAACAAGCAAGAAAAAACAUCAUUCAGUAUCAGGAUAUGUGCAAGGUUGCUAUUAAUAUUUUCCAUAAUCUUUAAUAAUCCAUAUCCAAGUAAGAAAUGGCGGAACUAAAGAUAAAUCUCCGCUUUGGUGGAGGCGCUGAGCUGCUUUUCGACAGAAUAAAAAGGCGGGAUGUAGAACUGCCUCCUCUAAGGAAAUAUUACCCAGGCUCAAAGCAAGAAUCCUGGAGGAUACGGGAACUGUUGAUGUGGAUCAAGGACAACCUGCUGAGAGAGAGACCAGAGCUGUUUUUACAAGGUGACUCCGUCAGGCCAGGUAUCCUUGUGUUGAUAAACGAUGCGGACUGGGAGCUACACGACGAGCUGGACUACGAGAUACAAGCAGGAGACACCAUUACGUUCAUAUCUACAUUGCAUGGUGGUUGAAUAUUUUUAAGAAUACAGUUUUUACGUAUUUAUAUUUUUUAAGAAUAAAUUGUCUAUGAUACACAAGCUGUUUUA